UGGAGUCGGAGUGGACAUGCUGCUGCAGCACUGAUCCUCCGGACCUGCUCAAAACCUCCUCCUCUUCUUCCUUCUCCUCCUCCUCCUCCUCUUCCUCCUUCUCUUCCUGCUCCCUUUUCUUUUUUCCCCGACUGCAACUCCCUUUGGAUUACCCUUAAAGCUACUCAACAUGGGUGUCGCAUACAGCGUUGGAGAGGUGGACCAUCUUUACACAUUUUUUGUGCAGUGGUCACCAGAUAUCUACACCAAGGGCUCCAAAAACCAGGGUUUCAUUGUGGUGGAGGAUGACCAUCUUGCAGUGAUUGAUAGUCUGCUACACAAGAAAUCUAUCCACAAAACCUGGGAGAUCAUCACUGCUAAAGACCAGACGCGCAGACAAAGCUUAUGUAGCUCAGAGGACGACCAGCCUGAAGAGCCACUGCCCCAGCUCAGAGAGCCCAGCCAAAUACUGCAGGAUCAACACCUGGAGAGACUGGUCACCCACCUACCUGCUCGAACUCAAGGCUAUCAAUGGCAACUGGUGUACAGUACAGCUGUGCAUGGUACCAGCCUCAGAACUCUCUACAGGAAUAUGGCAAAUGUAGACAGGCCUGUGCUCCUAGUCAUCAAGGACACGGAAAACCAGGUGUUUGGUGCGUUCUCCUCCCAUCCAUUCCGAGUUAGCAACAGCUGCUAUGGAACAGGAGAGACCUUCCUCUACACCUUCAGUCCAGAGUUUAAGAUGUUCAGCUGGACAGGCAAGAACUCCUACUUUGUGAAAGGAUUCAUGGACUCUCUCCAGUUAGGCGGAGGCGGGGGGCGUUUUGGACUCUGGCUGGAUGCUGAUCUGUGCCGUGGUUCCAGCUAUACAUGCCAAACAUUUCACAACCAACCUCUCUCCACCCACCAAGACUUUGCUGUGCGGGAACUGGAGGUGUGGACGUUCUAGUGAGAACAAAGAUCACUAUCAACGUUGCCUGUCUGCAAAUAGCACUAAAAGACUGAGAUGAGGGUUGUCAAAACUAACUAGGAACACUAAGAGGGCGUUUUCAGACGUGUUUUUAAGUUGUCUGCAUCCACUGGUUGGACAUGACAAUUGCAUCAGCUGAGCACAGAAGAGAGCUGACAGGGUAUCGUCACACUCACAUCAGAUCCUUUUAUACUCCAGAUUUAUCCAGAUGUUCAGGCGCAAUUGUGCCUGGUAAACUGUGAGGCCGAAGUGGUUUAAUGCUCGCUUAUGGAACCACCGCACACUACAACUGUGUCCACUGGCGGUGCCUUAGCUGAGGAUAAAGCAUCUGAUGACUUCAGAUCUUCUGUUUUUUUUUUUUUACAUUCCCCUACUUAACACUGAGGUUGUUGGUAGAUGUGUCUUGUGCAUUUCCUUUGUGUCAUUUUCUAUGGAUUAUUUAAAAGCAUUCCUUGGAUAAGGUUUCAUGAGUCCAGGAAUUCUAUUUUUAUACCGUAUCCUCCUUUUAAUGAUCAUUGCCUACCUGUAUAAUGUCUUACAGUGUUAGCACUAUUGAGCCAAAUAAAAGGAGAUUCUGAUAACAA
Molecule: messenger RNA, 1533 nt
Organism: Sardina pilchardus (European sardine)
Lineage: Eukaryota; Metazoa; Chordata; Actinopteri; Clupeiformes; Clupeidae
Gene: ncoa7a
Product: nuclear receptor coactivator 7
Exons: 7
Coding region: 170-928 (252 amino acids)
Biological process (GO): response to oxidative stress
Cellular component (GO): nucleus
Source: RefSeq, a predicted model, not a curated record